ACUGGCACUGGCAGCUGUCAAAUCAACCAUUCAAAUAACGUGAUUGUUGUACAAUUUUCCAAUGAUUUAGUUUAGAUCUUAUUAAAUUAUAAUCUUGAAAAAUUAAUAAACAUGCUUCGGCUUUGCGUUCGCAAUGUUUGGGCUCAAAACAAAACAGUGUUACAACCAGUUCUGUUCAAAGAUAUCGGCGCUAACCUAAAAUGUCUUGGAGUCUCUCAAAAGCAAUAUUUUGGUACCAAAAAGAAAAACAAAGAGAUUGAAUCGCUGGAGAAAAUAUAUUACGGGCCUUUGACUCCCCAAAUUAAAACAGUGAAAGUAUUUUCUUUGACCUCGAGUGUCGCUGGGCUCCUUGCACAGCCCAUUAUUAUAAGGGAAGCUGCAGCUCUUGAGAGCACAUCUUUGCUUGUAGCCCUGUGUUCAGUAGUUGGAUUUUUCACUUUCGUGACGCCUUUGCUACUACAUUUAGUGACCAAAAAGUAUGUGACCGAAAUACAUUAUGAUCCAAAAACAUCUACCUAUAAAGCCACAACAAUAAACUUCUUUCUUGCAGAAAAACGGACCGACUUUAAAGUGGACGAUGUAGUAGUACCAGAAAUUCCCGGGAUGUUCACAACAAUGACAGCUAAAGGCAAGCCUCUGUUUAUUGAAGCUAGACACUUCACUGACCCUCGUCAUUAUGCCAAGAUCAUGGGAUACGACAAACCAAUGGACUUCAAACUCGGUGAUGACCCACAGGACACAACGCAGUAACUAGUUUAAUUAAGGCCCUAUAUUUAUUGUAUUAUAAUUGUUAUUCAGUCAAAAAUAAAAACUAUUUUAUAAAAUUUCA
This is a messenger RNA of Pectinophora gossypiella (pink bollworm), 829 nucleotides long. Its product is annotated as transmembrane protein 70 homolog, mitochondrial. Gene Ontology annotation, biological process: mitochondrial proton-transporting ATP synthase complex assembly. Bases 112 to 750 code for a protein of 212 amino acids. Gene Ontology annotation, cellular component: mitochondrial membrane. Lineage: Eukaryota; Metazoa; Arthropoda; Insecta; Lepidoptera; Gelechiidae. The record is from RefSeq and is a predicted model, not a curated record. The transcript has 2 exons.